Pecten maximus is the source of this 1806-nucleotide messenger RNA. RefSeq names its product cysteine proteinase 15A-like. Gene Ontology annotation, cellular component: lysosome. The transcript has 4 exons. NCBI's taxonomy places the organism in Eukaryota, Metazoa, Mollusca, Bivalvia, Pectinida, Pectinidae. The annotation marks the transcript as partial. Gene Ontology annotation, molecular function: cysteine-type endopeptidase activity. The record is from RefSeq and is a predicted model, not a curated record.
GGGGAAUGCUGAUUGUGGAGUAUUUGGGGGAUGGCCUUAUCUAGCCUACCAAUAUAUCAUGAGAGCAGGUGGAUUGGAAACUUGGGAGGAUUAUUGGUAUUGUUCCGGUCUGGGCGGCGCCCCAGGGACAUGCGAAGUGUGCCCGGCCCCCGGGUUCAACACCAGCCUAUGUGGUCCGCCAAUUCCCUAUUGCAACAUGAGUCAGAGCUGUGUCUUCAAGCUGAACAAAUCGAAGUUUGUUUCUGGGUUCAAGGUCAAUACCUGGAAGGCCAUCAGUGAGAACGAGACUGUGAUUGCGGAUCAGCUAAUGCAGAUUGGACCACUCUCGGUCGCCCUUGAUGCUGAACUAUUACAGUUUUACCACGGAGGAGUUUUCUCUACCCACUUCUGUUCAAAGACGAAACUAGAUCACGCUGUGCUACUAGUGGGGUUCGGCGUAGAGAAAGGACUGUUUGAGACCAAAGACUACUGGACUGUGAAAAACUCCUGGGGCCACAAGUGGGGUGAAAGUGGCUACUUCCGGAUCAAGCGUGGGGACGGCAUGUGUGGCAUAAACACUGCUGUUACCACUGGCGUACUUGGUGCUUAAACAUAGUGUCAUCGUGGAAACGUGGUAUUGGUGACAUAUCAUUGACCAGUGUGACGACUCAGUGUUCAUGACUAAAUUGACUCUGACAACGAUGUAAGAUGUUUGAAGAAACUGUGAUACUAAUAUUUUUCAACAAUAAAUUUUGAUAUUAGAAAUAAAAUUAAGGUGACAAACUAAUAUACAAAAAGGAGGAUAGAUUGCUGGCUUUGAAUCAUAUAACUGUUUCCAGUUUAUCAGUGAUAUUAAGGAAAUGAGAGGAUGAUGUCUAAAAUUAAAUUAUAUGCAAUACCAGUGUUUGUGGAAAGUCUUAUCUUAAAUGGCCACACAUCAGUGGUUUAUCAUUCCGUAAAGAGAUUGACAGAAUUACGACAAUGCAUCCAUCUUUACUUAAAGCAGUGAGUAACUAGAAAGUUAGACAGAUUUUUAUUUUCAAAUGCGAUGAUAUGAAUUAUAAAUUUAAAAUGUAGAUCAAUGUACUUCUUGCAAACAAUAUCGAUAUAACUCGAUUUCGUUCAAACCGACAUUGAUGUCAAAAGAAAAAUUCAGUGGGCUUCUUAUUAAAACUGGGUUUAAUCGAAUUGUCUUCAUAACGGCGUGGGUGUUUAACACAUCCAUUCAAUUCCUCUCUGAUGUUAAUAUUGUUGACGUUUCUAUUGGCAUUUCUGAUGAUUUUAGAAUUAACUUUUAUGCGAUAUGCAUAAUUUAGCAGCUUUCUCAUCACGGAUGCACAUAACAUCGAUUUCAAUUGUAAUGUUGACCCAAUUGUUGCUUGCGACAUAAUUAUGCAAUUUUAAGAUAGCGCGAUGAACCAAUUGGGCCCAGAUAUAUUUCAUAUUUUAUAAUUUUUUGUGAUUUCGUAUACGAGUUGAGUAUUUUAUCCCUUGAUCAUCAUAUUACAAUUAAGCCAAUUUUGAGAUACGUGUAUAAUUUCAUGUGAAGCCAACUUUGAGAUUAAUAUUCAAAUUCCAUGAACAAUUAGUUUUCUGUCCUAUCAGAGGGAAGUGACGAGUUGUCUUCAGGUAGGUAUGUAUUUACAGUGAAAAAUAUAGGUGUGUCUUAAAACAUUAUUGAUUUUAAAGUAUCCCUAGUAUGUAUACAUUCGUUGGUGUUGUAUUGAAGAUAAUUGAUUUCUGACUGGAAAUGUCCGGUUCAGGGUUUGCAUAAAUGUAAUUUGUGUUUGAUAAUCCAAUAAAACCUAUUGUUGUUUGUUUAUACAA